CGAAAUUAAUUAUUGUUUAUUUUUGUUUAUUGUGCGGUAGAUACCCCACACUAAAAUGUCUCAGGAAGAGACUGUUCAGACCCCAGUUGAGGGCCAGAGUGUUGAGCAGCUCCCUGACCCUCGUACCAGGGCUCAGGUUGAGCAGAGACGACAACUGUUGUCCGGACGGCUCAACCUUCUGGCCACUGAACUGCACGAUGCCGGUGCAGAGGCUGAGUCACAUGUGAGGGCCCAGUUUGAUCUGCGGAAAGCCCAGGCAGACCUGGAUGCAGCUCAGACUGGCACCGACCUAUUGAAGAUACAUGAGUUCAUUAUCCAGUGCAGUAAAGCACUGGAUGCGCACAUCUGUCAGCAGUUCGAAGACAUAGCAAAUGGCAGAAACGCCAAAAAUGAUGUGGUGGUCACGGAACAGACGACUGAUGAGAACAUCCGCCAAUUGGAAGAAGCUCUUGAAAAAGAGAAAACGCGCAAGGCGAAAAUGCUAAAGAAGAAAGAACAAGAUGAACAGCAAGCAAAACGAGAACAAGUCAGACAGCAUGUGGUAACUGUGUCAGGGGAAGAACAGGUUGUGGCACUGAACCAACUGGUUGAGUACCUUGCUCACUUGGAGACAAGGCUCGACCAUUUUGAAGCAAAGUUGGAAGAAUUGACCGUAGGAUUGAAGAAUGUGACUAACUUGGUCAAAGGAAAGGAAAAAGAGGUUCGAAAGGAACAACGUGUGAAGAAACUAAUGGGUGAUGCUAUGAAAGAUCUCAAGGUCGAAGUAAAGAAGGGGGAACCAUCUGGGCUUCCUCCACCGACGCCACCAUCAAGUCCACCAUCCAGUCCUCACCCAUCAGGAGGAAAGAAAGAUAAAGAAGAGAAAACUGAGAAGCCAAAGAAGAAGGAAAAGGUAAAGAUGAAAUUGCCUUUCACAUUCAGGAAUAAGAAGGAUGAAAACUUAUUACUGUGGAUUGCAGAAAUACUGCAAGUACCAGGCUUAAAUCUGCAGGAUGAUCAGGUCUUGUAUAUUUAUGCCCGGGCCUUACCUGAACCUAUAAGAGGACAGUUAGUGGUCGAGUCAAAGUCAGGUGCAGGUGCGAGAUACGGUAAGCGGGUCCUUUGGCACCAAAAGCGUCAGGACCACAUGCUUGUCGUCUUUGACAACGACACAGUGGAGAAGUUACCGCUAGAAGAAGAAGGAGUUCCUAACAGCAGACAUUUUGGGUUCAAGAAAACUUAUGCAGAAGUAAGAGAACGCUUCGAUUGGAAAGGGCUAAAGGAAGAUGUACUAACUUAUGUGCGCACUUGUCUGGUAUGUCAGAGAAACAAACCACCACAUGAGAACCCUCUGGGUCUACUAAGGCCCUUACCGAUUCCCAGCGAACCAGGUGAGUCUAUCUCCAUAGACUUCAUGAGUUUCGUCAAGAGUCGAAAUGGCAAUAGUCAAGUGAUGGUUGUAGUCGAUCGUUUCUCGAAGUAUGCAAUGUUUAUUCCUUUGCCUGCUGAAGCGAAAACUGAGCUUGUGAUCCAGAAGUUUCAGAUGCGAUGGGUAACUGAGUAUGGAUUCCCAUUGUCCAUUGUAUCUGACAGGGAUGUGAGGUUCACAAGUAUGUCAUGGCAAAAGCUGAUGGAGGCAUACGGCACUCGUUUGACCAUGUCGUCAGGACGCCAUCCUGAAACGAAUGGGCAAAGCGAGCAAAUGAACCGCUUGUGCCAACAGCUCUUGCGCAUGUAAGCCCGAUUAGAUUGAUUGGGACGAGAACUUACCAAAAAUAGUUAGUGCAUACAACAG
This is a messenger RNA of Chara braunii, 1774 nucleotides long. The record is from the annotation of a GenBank genome assembly. Lineage: Eukaryota; Viridiplantae; Streptophyta; Charophyceae; Charales; Characeae.